GUCGAGGAAUAUAGAAUGGAGUUAUGAAAUACAUGGUAGUAAAAUGGUUUUCGGUCGGAAAACUAACGCCAAGAUUGAGAUGGCGAGCAGCAAAGAUGAGCCCAGAGUACACGUAUCUUUACGUGGAGACCAGUUUGUUAUCGAUUUGAAGGCAAAAACUGGCCGCGGACAACGAACUGGUGAACAAAUAACACUGACCAGGAAGGUGAAGGGAGCUGAAGAAGGAAUUCCACUUCCAAAGCACUGGAGUCCAAUGCCACCCUCUGAGACUGUACACAAAGUACAACUUCUCCCAGGCUCCUCUGAGUAUCAAGAUGUCUUGAGCAAAAUGCACGCCACCACUGGCGCAAUAAAUGUUCAGAACAUCGAGCGGGUGCAAAAUCCACAUCUGUACCAGUCUUACAUGGUGAGAAAACAGAAGAUGGAUAAAGACACCGGGGGAAAUAGUGAACGGCAGUUGUUUCAUGGAACCGACGCUAAGAACAUCAGCCAUAUCAACACUCAAGGAUUUAACAGAAGUUUCUGUGGAGUCCACGGAACGGCCAUUGGUCGAGGUGUGUACUUUGCCAGAGACGCCCAAUACUCAGUUGGAUACGCUGCGGGUGGUGUUGGGGGUCGCUACAUGUAUCUUGCUCGAGUCUUGGUGGGGCAGUAUUGCGUUGGAAAAUCUACUAUGAUCGUACCCCCGCCCAAAAAUCCAUCGAAGCCGGAAAUUUUGUACGACUCCGUAGUAGACCGGAUGGGAAAUCCGGGCAUGUUUGUAGUUUUCUUUGAUAAUCAGUGUUAUCCUGAGUAUCUGAUAACCUUUUAGUAAUCUUAAAUUUCUGCUAAGUCAGUUUGAACUUGUUUGUAAUCCACUUGAAAACCAAAGUAGAACUUUAAGAUGUGCCAACACAGGCGCUCCGAAAUAGAUUCUCAAUCGAUAGGGCCUAGAGUUUUUGUGUUAACUCCUUUCGCUGUUGGAGACUUCAGACACAAGAUGGAGCUUAGGAGAACGAGUUCUCAGAGGGUGAUAGAGCAUCUAAAUGUGGCAACCAGAGCAAGUAACCAGAUUGUCAGCUGACUUAUGAACAUUUUCUCGAGUUUCAAUACUUGCAAUUUGUGAAUUUUAAUGAAAUGCACCUCAAACGUUGACUAGGGUUCUUUUAAUGUGAAAAACCAAUACCUUUGUAGAUGACUUAACCGAUUCAUCAACCUUUAUACGCUUUCCUUGGCCCAUUUUUGUUUCUGAAGUAGCGGAUCUGAACUAGUAGUCUCCGAAGAGUCGUAAAUUAACGUUUUUAGAAGCAACACAUACGAUGCUCAUUGGGGUAGCUUGGAGUGUAACGUUAUUUGCUUGAAGAACCGAGUUGGCUCAGAGAGGAUGAUGGGUAAGAGAGUUCGCCCCCACAUAUAGGCCUUACUUCCCUUCUUUCUAUAUAUAGACCUUCUCUCACGUAUAACGUACCACGCCCGUUGCCAAUAUGUUGUUUUGGAGAAUGCAAACGCGGGUAAAGCCGCUUGGGCUGUCCAAGUGAGCAAACUUAAUUCGCGCGCCGCAGAAUCUGUUAUAUCGAGACCCCACUGGGAUUUCAGGAGCCUGGCCGGUGAUGCACUAAUGACUUAAAUUCUCUUACGUUUCAUCCGUACCUGAGGUUGCUCAAAAGGCGAGAUCGUUUUUGUUGACAUCAUAGGAAAUUCAGUUUGCAAUUGAAUCAUACAAGUUAACAAAUCAAUAAAGCACUGACUAUACAA
Orbicella faveolata is the source of this 1734-nucleotide messenger RNA. RefSeq lists its product as uncharacterized. The record is from RefSeq and is a predicted model, not a curated record. NCBI's taxonomy places the organism in Eukaryota, Metazoa, Cnidaria, Anthozoa, Scleractinia, Merulinidae. Gene Ontology annotation, biological process: negative regulation of gene expression. Gene Ontology annotation, molecular function: NAD+ poly-ADP-ribosyltransferase activity; transcription corepressor activity; RNA binding. Gene Ontology annotation, cellular component: cytoplasm; nucleus.